Acanthopagrus latus (yellowfin seabream) is the source of this 4333-nucleotide messenger RNA. RefSeq names its product Rho GTPase activating protein 10 (gene arhgap10). Gene Ontology annotation, biological process: signal transduction. The transcript has 23 exons. Gene Ontology annotation, cellular component: cytoplasm. Gene Ontology annotation, molecular function: GTPase activator activity; protein binding. The coding region runs from base 465 to 2768 and encodes 767 amino acids. The record is from RefSeq and is a predicted model, not a curated record. Lineage: Eukaryota; Metazoa; Chordata; Actinopteri; Spariformes; Sparidae.
GGUACUCUUCGGCAGAAGUUUGCUACACGCACGCAGAUGUCAGCAGAGUUUCUCAAUCUGUCACUUUGCGAGGUGGAGUGCGUUUGAUGGAGGAAGGAAAAAAUCGGACACGGCAGCUAUGGCUUUCUGACAACCCCUGUGAACCGGCCUCAACCGACAGCGUGUCGUUGUCACCUCUCAACCGCUUCUUACCUGUUAGCCAUUUGUUUUUCGUGUUUUGACAACUGUGUAGCAACACCCGUGCGCCCAUGUCAGAAGUUACCAUGCUAACAGCCGCUAGCCGCUGCUACUUGACGUAGCUAUGUUUUCUCUGCCAGCCUAAAAAGCGGUAUUUUCUAUGAUUGUAACGUCUUGGUUUAAUUAGUCUUUUUUUAAGCUACAAAGCGAGCGUCAUUUUUGACCCCCAAGUUUUUUUUUUCUUUCCCCCGUUCUGUAAAAGCGAAGCUAUCAAUCUUGUCACAGAAAUGGGACUACACCCGCUGGAAUUCAGUGAAUGCUAUCUGGACAGCCCCUGCUUCAGGGAGAAAAUCAAGGCACACGAAGCAGAGCUGGACAAAACUAACAGGUUUAUCAAAGAACUGUACAAAGAUGGGAAGAACCUCAUCAAUGCCACAAAGCAGCUCGGUAUGGCACAGCGAAAGUUUGCGCAUUUGCUGGGAGAGUUUCAGUUUGAGUACAUCGGAGACGCGAAGACCGAUGAUGAGAAAUGUAUUGAUGAGUCUUUGCAAGAGUUCUCCUCAUUCCUCAGGAACCUAGAAGACCAAAGAGAGCUGAUGAUGAGAAACAUCACUGAAACCUUAAUGAAACCCCUGGAAAAGUUUAGGAAAGAUCAUCUUGGUACAGUGAGGGCGGAAAGAAAGAAGUAUGAGAAAGAAACGGAGAAGUACUACAGCUCCCUGGAAAAGCUUCUGAAUAUGUCAGCAAAGAAGAAAGAGCCACAACUACAAGAGGCAGACAUUCAGGUGGAAACCAUGAGGCAGCACUUUCAGGAGGAGUCACUGGACUAUGUGUGCAAACUGCAGGAGAUCCAAGAGAGAAAGAAGUUUGAGUGUGUGGAGCCGAUGCUGGCCUUCUUUCAGACAGUCUUCACCUUUUAUCACCAGGGCUUUGAGCUCGCCAAGGACUUUGACCAUUAUAAAAGAGCCCUGCAAAUCAAUAUUCAGAAUACGAGGAGUCGAUUUGAGGGUGCGCGGUCAGAGGUGUACGAGCUGAUGAAGAGGAUCAGGGAGACACCUCAAGAGUACAGACAGACCAGCCCUAUCAGCUGUGAAGGCUACCUCUAUGUACAGGAAAAACGGCCACCUCCCUUUGGCUCAAGUUGGGUCAAACGCUACUGUACAUUUGUCAAAGAGCAGAAGAUCCUACACAUGGUGACCUUCGACCACAGAUCUGGCGGGAAGAUUGGUGAGACGGAGUCAGUCAUGCUCAAAUCCUGCCUCCGCAAAACGACAGACAUGUUGGACAGGAGGUUCUGCUUAGACCUCGACAUUACAGAUCGGCCAGGGACGGUGCUAACAGUGCAGGCUCUGUCAGAGGAUGACCACAAGUUCUGGAUGCAGGCCAUGGGUGGGAAGGAACCUAUUGGACACUAUCUUGGGAGGACUUAUUCUAAAGAAAGAGGAAUUGACGCCCAGCUGGAUGAUGUUGGUAUGAGUUUUGUGAAGAACUCCAUCAGCGCCAUAGAGACAAGAGGUAUUAAUGACCAAGGCCUGUACAGAGUUGUGGGAGUAAGCUCCAAGGUCCAGAAGCUCCUCUCAUUAAUGAUUGAUGAGAAGAGCAGCGAAGUGGAUCUGUCUACCAGCGAGGACUGGGACGUUAAGACAAUAACAAGUGCACUGAAGCUUUAUCUGAGGAGCCUUCCUGAGCCGCUGAUGACCUACGGACUUUACAAAGAGUUUAUUAGCCCUGCGAAGGGCGGUAGUCCAGAGACUCGCAUCCAAGCCGUCCACUGCCUGGUCCACAAACUACCGGAGAGGAAUCGACAAGUCCUCGGGCUGCUUAUGAAGCAUCUGGCCAAUGUGGCAGCUCACAGUAAGCAGAAUCUGAUGACCGUGGCUAACCUGGGUGUGGUGUUUGGCCCCACGUUAAUGAGGCCGCAGGAGGAGACCGUCGCCGCCAUCAUGGAUCUGAAGUUCCAGAACAUUGUGGUGGAGAUCCUCAUUGAACACCAUGAAAAGAUCUUUGCAGAUGCUCCCGAGUCAUGCCCUCUUUCACCUGCUGCCCCAGUAUUCUCCGCUCCCACAAGGCAGUCCAAGAAGCUGAGUCGACAGAACCGACCCCUGGCUGUCUACAAUCCACAAGCCUUAGACAUUCAGAAUGUUUCAGCAGUGGGAGAUAGCUCCUGCUUAACCACAGAUGAGACAUCAAUGGGCAGCAAUGAGUCGAUGUCUUCCCAGUCGUCGUCAGCCUCGGCCUCAGAGAUGCCCACAGAGAGGAGUGACCAUGCUCCACUCAGCACCAGCCUCAGUUCAGGCAGCAACUCUAAGGCCCCCACAGCAGGAACCUCCUGGCCCACUCCUGGAGCAGCAGGAGAGAACCCAUCUGCUGCCACCACAGCUGCUUCUGAAAAAGAAAAGCCAGAAGAGAAUGUCACCAGCAGGAAAGCCAAGGCAGUGUACCCAUGUGAGGCUGAGCACGACUCUGAGCUCUCCUUCCAGGUCGGCGCAAUAUUCAACGCCGUGAUCCAGUCGAGAGAGCCGGGCUGGCUGGAGGGCGAGCUGGAGGGAAAGAGGGGCCUCAUCCCUGAAAACUACGUGGAGAUGCUGUAGCCCCCAAAUGGAAAUAUUUAUGGACAAGUUAUCAGCUCCAACCGGGAGAAAUCUUCAGAGAUGCAUGUGCCUCAACUCUGACAAUCACAGCAAAGCCUUGUUUAUCCAAAUCCCUGAAUUCUCCCCAAGCAAGUGAUGAUAUGUUAUUACUGGUGGACUAUUCUUGAUAGUAUAUGCAUUUUUUAAAAUUUUGGCUGGCAAGUAGGCUUUUGUGAUGCAUGUGCAAGCGUGUUUUUCCUAGUUUUGAAUUCACUUUGGUCGAGAAUCCACAUGAACUUCAGCGUUGCACUUAAAAUAUUCUGCUGUACGCAAAGAUGCUGUAGCCUCCAAACAUCCAGGUAACUUUGUGCGCGGCGCCGGAGAGUGGGCGUCUCUGUUAAAGGCUUCACUCUCUCCACCAAUUAUACAUGGUAUCCAUGAAGCUCCCAAGUCAAAGAAUGAUCCUCAGAAACUCUAAGGAACAAGGAACUAAAACCGCUGUUUCUUUCUUUUCUUUUUUUUUUUUAAAGAUAUUUUGCACCAAAUGCAGCAGCUUUAGAGCCUCUUCAGACCCUCUUGACGACGUUCGUUUUCAGCUUUUAAAAGAUUAUAAAUGCUGUACCUGCCGUGCCUUAACCAUCGGAAAACACCCAGUGUAGACGUAUGUACGAGUACGUAUGACAGUGAAUUAGAGUGUUACUGCUUUAGCCCUUUAAAAAAAUGUUUAACUCUUCUGUCAUUUGUAAGAAUAUUUGGAUAUUCAAAAAAAUGAGGCACAUCACUAUUGUAAUCGUAUUUUAUUUGAUUGGCACAUUGAUUGCAUGACUUUUUGACUUUUAAACACACUUUGUACUGUUUUUGUUCUUGGUGCACUCCUUCACAGAAACACAAUGAAACGCCUCUUUGAUGCCUAAUGGACCUCGCGUGUUAAACACUAGCAUCAGACUGAGUCAGCAGAGGUACAUUUACAUAGGUAAUUGUGAAAACCAAGUGGUUUUUUUUUUUCGUGUUCUGUCAGAUGAUUUGUUUUGUUUGUUUUUAAAGCUUAUUUUUUGAACGUUGCUCGGUUUCCUCUGAGCAGAGAAAUGAGACACUCCCACAGAGUUGAAACGUUUUAGUUUAUUAUUUUAUUUUCAACUUCAGUGGAACAAGUGAUUUGAAAUCAAAGUUUUUAAGACCACAGAGUGCAGUAUUUGAGAGUUUUACAUCCGUUCAGUGUAUAUAGCCUAAUUACUCUAAGAGUUAUGACUGCCAAGUAUGUUUAACCGUUCAGUGACAUACAGGUUUUUUAGUUUUCCAUUCGGUUUGGUUUUUAGCAUGUUCACUUGUCCUAUUACAAUUCAUCCCUCAGCUGUUCAACUAGACACUUUAAUUUGUCUGAGAGCUUUGGUUCAGCAGACUGUGUUUUCAAUUGCAAUAAUUUAAAACAUUGAUUUAUGAUGUUUGUAAAGGGCCUUGACUUCUUCUUUUUAUACCUUUGGGUAGCCUCUUGAUCAAUGUUAAACAAAUAAAGAUUGUUUUGUUCAUUACUGUCAUAUGUAUUCUUGCCAUUAAAUAAAUGUGAUAAAUGAUCAUUUCAAAUUUAA